AUGCUCACUACCCGUCGCCUCCUCCCCUCCAUCCCCCCAAUUCUCAUCCUCGCACUCUCCGCACUCACACUGACGCCCACGCCAUCUCUCGCCUCUCCCCUCCCUUCAGCACCCUCGACAUGGGUGACGCUCAAAGAUGGCCGACAAGUCCACUUCGAACCCCUGGAAGAAAUGAAUCCGGUGGCAGAUACAGUGCCGGCAGAUCGAGCAGCCGAGCCAAUGUCAUUGACGCAGCUGCGAACGCACGUUCCAUGCCUAAAGGGUUGUAUCGAGUUAUUUGGUACAUGCGCACAUCUAAAAUCCCCUGCACUUGAGAAGCUGGUGCGCUGUUCUGCUGCUGCUUGCCUCACUCCCCCAACAUCGGCAUCAACCACACCCCUACGCCAUGAGAAUGAUCAAGGUACCGCGUGGGGUGUCGAUGACGAGUUGAUAACAACGACACAAUCCUCCACCUCCCCCACUCGCUGGCACGCCCACCUCGGCCUCUCGCGCCUCCUCGCGCAAUGGGGAGGUCAGUGCACUAAGGCGGGGUAUUUCGGUUUGCCGGCCAAUUUGGAUGAUGUCUUGAAACUCGGUGCAUUAGGAAGCUACGGCGAGAAAGGCGGUGAAAGCAAGGGAAAUAUGGAGAGUGUGGGUAAGGAGGGUAAGGAAGGGUUGAAGAAGCGCGGGGUGGAGCUGAGGGAUGGGCAACCUAUUCAUCAAAGAGACUGGCUUGUAAACAAAGAUGUGACUGGGGAAGAGGUGGGCGAGGAGGAGGAGGAGGAGGAGGAGAGGGAGAAAGAUAUCGCCCGCGUCGAAGCCGUCAAUCUCAAACCCCGAACCCCCACCGCGGUAGCGGACGGAGAGGACGAGAGAGGCAGCACGGCGGAGGGCCAGAGUUUGGGGGCGGGGAACGGUUAUGUCGUGGAUAGUGAAGCGAAUACGACGACCACGACCACCUCCUCUUCCAAUAACAAGAGUACAACCCAAACCGAUCAAAGCGAAGACACGCCAGCAGAGAACGCAGGCGGGGGCACUAUCCUGGAUAUACCCGCAACCUCCAACGGCGCAGCCAGGUCGAUGGACAUUCCUCUGGGGUCGUGGGUCGUCCUUGCGGGGCUGGUGGUGUGGAUGGAGAGGUCGUUCGUGAGAUGGGGCAUCAUUACGCAUGCGAAUGCCGUGUUGAUUGUUUUUGGGGUUUUGGGAUGGGUUUUGGCUGUGCAUGACAGGGCGUUGUGGGUGGGGGUAGGGAUGGGGACGGGGACGGGGGGUUGA
This is a messenger RNA of Bacidia gigantensis, 1254 nucleotides long. RefSeq lists its product as uncharacterized. The coding region runs from base 1 to 1254 and encodes 417 amino acids. The record is from RefSeq and is a predicted model, not a curated record. The transcript is spliced from 2 exons. Lineage: Eukaryota; Fungi; Ascomycota; Lecanoromycetes; Lecanorales; Ramalinaceae.